Molecule: messenger RNA, 3287 nt
Organism: Capsicum annuum
Lineage: Eukaryota; Viridiplantae; Streptophyta; Magnoliopsida; Solanales; Solanaceae
Product: pentatricopeptide repeat-containing protein At5g08510
Exons: 1
Coding region: 1708-2196 (162 amino acids)
Biological process (GO): RNA modification
Molecular function (GO): protein binding; RNA binding
Source: RefSeq, a predicted model, not a curated record
GUAAUCAAACAUUUCUUAUGAACCAAUUGAAAUAAAUACACGCCCACACUCCGAAAUGGCAUUGACUUUACAAACUUGCUGAAAUCCCAAACAUCCUGUAUGCCCACGGAGUUUGACAAUACUACCAAACCGUCUUCCUCUACAACAAGCUCAUUCAAGCCUAUUCUUCUCAUGGGCUUUCUAACCAGUGUUUCUCUCUCUAUAUCCAGAUGCGCUGUCAAGGCUGCUCCCCUAACCACACUCCUUCACGUUCCUCUUCGCCGCAAGCGCCAAUCGUUCUAGCCCCAUUCAAAGCUAAAUGUUCAUGUUCGUUUCAUCAAAUGGGGUUUUGAAUUUGAAAUUUACAUGUUAAAUGCACUUGUUGACAUAUAUGCUAAAAUGGGGUUGAAACGAAGGAUGUGCCUACUUGGAAUUCUUUGAUUGCGGGGUAUGCCAAGAAUGGAAAUGUGGAAGAAGCUUUCAAGUUGUUUUCGGAAAUGCCUUUGAGGAAUGUGAUUUCUUUGACUCUGAUGAUCUGUGGAUGUUCAUAAAAUAGGAAGUAUGUGGAUGCACUACCUGUUUACAAGGAAAUGGAGAAAGCUGGAGGGGUAAAGCCUAAUGAAGUUAAGAUUUCUAGUGUUCUUUUAGCUUGUGCGAAUCUUAUGGCACUGGAGGUUGGGGAGAAGAUUAAAGUUUAUGCAAGAGCAAGUGGAUACUUUAAGAAUAUGUUUGUUUGUAAUGCUGUGCUUGAAAUGUAUACAAAGUGUGUUAGAAUUGAUAGGGCAAUGCAACUCUUUCACGAGAUUGGUAGGAGGAGGAACUUGUGUUCUUGGAAUACCAUGAUCAUGGGGUUAGCUGUCCAUGGAAAAAGUGAUUAAGCUCUUAAACUUUUCAAUCAAAUGCUGGUAACCCUUUGCAAAUAUUCUCUUUGUUCCUCUUUACCGUUGUUGAGCUUAUCAAACAUCCAAUUACAGCAGCAAGCAUGAGCUUUUAUAUUGGAAUUUACACGAGUGUUGUGCUGUCGACACAGUGAUACAAGAUCAUUAGGCUCCACUCCUUUGGGAUUGAUGCUUCAAGGAUCACAUCUAUGGAUCCAAGAUUUGGUUGUCUUAGGGGAACAAAUACAUGUGUGGAUGAUAUCUUGGAGCGCGGGAGAAGCUACAUUUUAUGAUGUCAUCACGGGAGCAUUGAGCCACGACUUGUUUGGAAGACUGCGUGGGCUUUGAGAGAGCAUGGAUGCCCAUGACAUUAUUUUGGGCUUUGGGUCACUUUUGGGCCCAAUAGCUUUUAGGGUCACUUUUGGGCCCAUUGUGUAGUAAAGACCCAUGGCCUAUAAAUAGCUAGUUUGUCUUCAUUUUAAGGAGAUGAUUUUGAAUGAUGAAUUAAAAUACGCUUGAGAGUGUUUAGUUGUAACUUGUUGGGAGUUACAUUGAAUGUGAGAAACGUGGGUUGCUCGGGUCCAUUCCCGCGAGGUCCCCGUAAGAGGUUGGUGCUUGUGACAUUUCAAUAGGAAGGUCUUCGGGUUUGAUAUACCCUUAGAUUGUCCUCUCUUUAUCUCAUUGUGUCAAUCUAUCUAUCCAUUUUAUUUUCUAUCUUGUUUCUUUGUUUUUAGUGUUUUCCAUUAUUUGUGUGACGUUUCAAUUUUAGUAUUUUUGACUUGUAUCACACAGGGAGAAGGAAAUGCACCUGAUGAUGUAACAUUUGUUGGAGCAAUCUUAGCAUGCACACAUGCUGGCAUGGUGGAGAAGGGCUGGGAAAUCCUCAAAAGUGAUGGAGAGAAGAUUCUCCAUAGCUCCAAAAUUAGAACACUAUGGCUGUAUGGUUGAUCUCUUAGGCCGGGCUGGGAGAUUGCAGGAAGCUUAUGAUCUUAUACAAAGCAUGCCAAUGAGACCUGAUAAUGUUAUAUGGGGAAAUCUGCUUGGAUCCUGUAGUUUCCAUGGCAAUGUUGAACUGGCUGAACAAGCAGUCGAAUUCCUUUCUUUGUUGGAGCAAAGGAAUCUUGGGAAUUAUGUUAUUCUCUCAAAUAUAUAUGCAAGAGCUGGUCUGUGGGAUGGUGUUCCAAGGUUUAGGAAACUGAUGAAGUCCUCCCAGAUUACAAAAGCAGCAGGGUACAGCUUCAUCGAGGAAGGAGGUGAUAUUCAUAAGUUUGUAGUAGAGGAUAAAUACCAUCCAAAAUCAAAUGAGAUACAUGCACUUCUGAAGGCACCACUAGAUUGAAAUUUGUUGUAAGCAACAUUGAUAUUGAUUUGGAUUCUAUGGUUGAAUAGAAUUGUAGUAAAAAAAUCUGAACGGUUUUUGGACCUACAUUUCUCCCCUUCCUAUUUUGUCUCUAGUGAAGUAAUUUCCUCCUUACCACCAACUUGAAUCACAAACAAUUCAAGCUAUGAAUGUUUCUGAAAAUCAGGGUGUGGUAAAGCUUGAAGUGUCCAACUCCCUCCUUGCUGUCAUCACUAGUUCCGCACUAACAGCAACACGAAAAGAAAAGAGAGAACUACAACUAUAGCAAUGACUGAGGAAAUAUACAUGUUAAAGCACCAAACCAAAAACGGUCACUUAAGUCCAUGAAAAUCUGCGUAAGAUGGCAGAGACAAUUAUAAAAGAAUAAUACAAACUAGAACUUAUAAUACAUGAAAAAACCUCUUAGAAAGGAUCAGGUAAAAAACAACAGGUUUUGCUUCAGAAACCUUGAAUUUUGUGGUAACAAGAAGCCUUCCAAGGCAUGUGCAGGCGACAUAGCGUCCAGAGUUCCUCAACAAUGUCACCCCAAAAAGAUUUUCAUUUCUGGAAAAUAUACAUGAAUUCCCACAUAACUUGCAUAUCUACUCAAAGAAAACCUCCUUUAAUCAAUAAAAUCAAGCAUAUACAAAUACAUUAUGCAGCUUUUAGUUUAGUUCUUCUUCUCCUACUCCCCACAAAUUUGAGGACUUCAUCAAUAAGAAUAACUGGUGCAGAAAGCAAGAUGACUAGAAGCCAUCCAUUUAGGCUUAGUGGGACAAUACCAAAUAUAUCUGCUAGGAAGGAACAUAGAGUAUCAGGCUAUGUAGGCCAAACGAGGCUGAUACUCUAUUAUUAUCCUUGACAAUACCAAAUAUUCCGGUCUUCAUGUCCUUGACAAAAAAACUAGAGUCAGUAAAGUGAAUAAAACAAUUAUUAUCCACACAUAAGCGUUGAAUAGAAAGUAGAUUUUUAGUGAGGGUUGGGACAUAUAAUACAUUCUUUAAAAGAAGAGGUUUAGAGGUUGUUGAAAGAGUAGAAGAGCCAAUAGAUUUAAUUGGGAGAAGAGUACCAUCUCUAACAAUAACUUGAGA